CCUGAAUUUGCUUCUGCUCUGGGUCCUACUGCGUCAGAACCAGCAGCCGGUCCUCGCCAAGCAAUUCCUCUCAAAAGCCAGAACCAGAAUCGUUCGUUUGGUUCUGGUUCGGAGCUGCAGCGACCAGAACUUCCAUCCAACACCCAGAACACCAGCCAGACCUGCAGCCAAACGGAGCAGAUUUAAGGAGAUUUGUUUGGAAAGAGAAGCACGCAGCUGUUUCUCUUUAGGAGCUUGAAACAUUGUUUUUCCAACGAGGAGUGAAGAAGCUUCAGGAAGCAGAACCACAAGAGAGAAAAAGACGGUGAAGCAUCAUCUGAGAGACAAACAGCCAGAAGAACAAACAAACAAACAAACAACAAGAGCAGAGAGAGAGGCAGGGAAGAGAGAGAAGGAGAGACAACCCCCCCGAGGGAAGUCAGGAGAGGCGGCCCCCGGCUCCACAGAAGGAGAGAGAGAGAGUGAGGGAGUGUUUUAAAGCCGGCAGGAGGCAUGAUGUCCUACAUUAAACAGCCCCAUUACGCCGUGAACGGGUUAACGCUGUCCGGCCCGGGCAUGGAUCUGCUGCACACCGCCGCCGUGGGAUACCCCAGCACUCCGCGCAAACAGCGCCGGGAGCGCACCACCUUUACGCGCGCGCAGCUGGACAUCCUGGAGGCUCUGUUCGCCAAAACUCGGUACCCGGACAUCUUCAUGAGGGAGGAGGUGGCCCUGAAGAUCAACCUGCCCGAGUCCAGAGUGCAGGUCUGGUUCAAGAACCGCCGGGCCAAGUGCCGCCAGCAGCAGCAGCAGAGCACCGGCCAGUCCAAACCCCGGCCCCCGAAGAAGAAGGCCUCCCCCGCGCGCGAUGCCAACACGGAGGCCAGCGCCAACCCCUCCAACGGGCCCUACAGCCCCCCGCCGCCUCCCCCCGGCACCGCCAUCACCCCCAGCUCCAGCGCGGCCAGCGCCACCGUGUCCAUCUGGAGCCCGGCCUCCAUCUCUCCGCUGCCGGACCCCCUGUCCGCCUCCACCACCCCCUGCAUGCAGCGCGCGACCACCUACCCCAUGACCUACAGCCAGGCCCCCGCCUACAGCCAGAGCUACGCGGGCUCCUCCUCCUACUUCACGGGCCUGGACUGCAGCUCCUACCUGUCCCCCAUGCACCCGCAGCUGUCCGGCACCGGCGGGGCCCUGAGCCCCAUCACGGCCUCCUCCAUGGGGGGCGCCCUCAGCCAGUCCCCCGCCUCCCUGUCCUCCCAGGGCUACACGGCCGCCUCGCUGGGCUUCGGAGCCGUCGACUGUCUGGACUACAAGGACCAAGCUGCCUGGAAGCUCAACUUCAACGCUGCUGACUGCCUGGACUACAAGGACCAGAACUCCUGGAAGUUCCAGGUCUUGUAAAUAAAAGGGGGGGGGGGGGUGUCUUAUAUGCUGAAGAACCUCAGAUUGUACUUGGUGUUGUAGAAGGAGCAGAACUUUGGACACCCAGAAGAAUGAGUGCAGCUGAAGAACAAACAGCUGAAAAUAAUCUUUGUUUUCUGUGUUAAAAUAAGGAAAUGAAUGAAGUAAAUAAAUAAAAUGUUGAUGAUCUGUUGAUGCUCAGAGCAUCAGCCUUUAAAUCAAGGAAGAAUGAAGUAUUUAGAAGUAAAAUGUGAUUAGAUAGAAACAGAAGAAACGUUUGACCUUUAUGCUCUUUGAAUCAGAACAUCAUGAAGCUGUUAGGCCUGAUCUAAAUGGACCUGUUGCCCCCCCCCCCCCCCCCGCCC
Molecule: messenger RNA, 1748 nt
Organism: Nematolebias whitei (Rio pearlfish)
Lineage: Eukaryota; Metazoa; Chordata; Actinopteri; Cyprinodontiformes; Rivulidae
Product: homeobox protein otx5
Exons: 4
Coding region: 493-1383 (296 amino acids)
Biological process (GO): regulation of transcription by RNA polymerase II; multicellular organism development
Cellular component (GO): nucleus
Molecular function (GO): RNA polymerase II cis-regulatory region sequence-specific DNA binding; DNA-binding transcription factor activity, RNA polymerase II-specific
Source: RefSeq, a predicted model, not a curated record